AUGAUGACGGCUGCCAACAAGAAGCCAACAGCUGCUGCUGUGGCGGCAGUGGCUUGUGUGUCGAGCUUGUGCUUGUGUGUUUGUGUCCCCGUUUGGAUCCACAGCACAACGCCAGAGCGACAACCACUGCCGCCUGACAUCUCCAGUAGAAGUGUCGGCACAGGCGUCCACAUUGAACAGACCGUCGACGCAAUCCUGAAGGCCCUCGCUCACCACACCAACGCAACCACCACCAACACCAACACCGACACCAACACGAACUCUGACACGACCGAUGCUGCUGAUGCUGACCCGAAACAGUUGUCCUCCUGCUCGAGCAAGUACACGCAGACGCUGCCACUUUGUGUCCAACCGCGACUGCUCGUGACUAUCUUGAACGCGCGCCCGCAGGCAACGUUCGUGGCCUGGGACAACACGACGCACUUGCGUGCACGGCUGCGGGACGCCGAUCCGUCACUGCGCGCCAUCCUGGGGGAUGCUGCGGCCGUUGAAUUUCACACACAAGCCGCGCAAGCCCUGCCAGUACUCUCCCAACGACAGCAGCAGCACAGCAGCCAUGUACGACGGGAGGUCCUGGCGCACGUGUUUCAAACCGUGGGCAGUGUGCAGACAACGUGCACCGUCAACUUGGCAGUGUACGUACCAGCUUGCCCGGGAUCCAAGCAGCGGCAAGGCGCCCCGCAGGAACAGCAGCACCAACAACACACGUCCAGGUCAUACUGGCAGCCUGGCUGGGGCGGCGUUGUGCUGCUACCACAGACGCCUUGCGAAGACCACAGCGCCAGUGAUAAGGAAACCGCCGAUGCAAUGCCCAGCAGCAGCAACGACAGCGCUGGAAAACGGUCGCGGAGAUCAACGCUGUCUGCACAGCACGCUCUGCCGCACUUUGUACAUUUCUUGAGGAACAUCAUGGGCGUGUGCCCGCGUGUUCAUGUUGAUGACAAGGCAGCCCUGCUGCCGCGCGAGAUGGGUGCGGCGCGCGGCGUGCUGCUGGAGCGGCUGGUGACCGCAGCGCGCGAUUUGCUGCUGAGCUUCUCUGCCCUGUUGGACAGCCUGCCCACACUCGUUGUGGACAAGCGGCUUGCUGCCGUGGCGCAGCAGGCGUGCGAUGAACUACACGCCACCCAACUGGCAGCGGAAAGCGGAGACUGGGCUGCUGCUCUCGCACACGCCCGCCAGGCGCACCACCACGCAGAGGCAUCUGCGUACGACCCUGGGCUGCUGGCGUCCUCUUUGUUUCCCGAGGACCAGAAGUAUGCGGUGUAUGUGCCGCUGUUUGUUCCAACAGGGCUGGCCAUUCUCUCAUCAUGGCGUCGCCUCGCCUCUGCAUAUCGCACCGUCCGCCGCCGCUAGCAUGACGGUGCACUGUACAUCGUGACUGGUAGCAGGGACAUGAAAGUGGAGUGAAAGCUACUGUA
Messenger RNA from Salpingoeca rosetta, 1418 nucleotides. RefSeq lists its product as uncharacterized. The record is from RefSeq and is a predicted model, not a curated record. Gene Ontology annotation, cellular component: GPI-anchor transamidase complex. Lineage: Eukaryota; Choanoflagellata; Craspedida; Salpingoecidae. Gene Ontology annotation, biological process: attachment of GPI anchor to protein. The transcript has 2 exons. Bases 1 to 1353 code for a protein of 450 amino acids.